AUGGGUAGACCUGAUCCUACAGCUCCCUUGGAGGAAGAGGGGGCCAUGGACCCAGGGCCGCAAUGCUCAUGCGUGCUGGCGCGGCCCCCCCCGCCUCCCCCCGCCGAUGACGAUAUCGUCCCCGCGCCCCGCCCGGGGCCCCGCCCCCUCCCGGGCAGCCUCGAGGCGCUCGAUAUCUCCCCUGCUGCCCCGCCGGCCCCCGGCGGGAUCCUACGCGCGCACCCAGGGGGGGCGGGGCCACGCGCCCCCCGCAGGCAGGUGCGAUUCCAGCUGGGCUCCGAGCCAAGCCUGGGGCCCAACUGGGCAGGGGAGCUGCAGCCCAAGGCCCUUGGAUCUUCUCUUACACUGCCAGUGUCCCAGAGCAGUAUGGGAAUGUGCACUGCCCCCGGCACGCUGGCAGCCCCGGAGCUGAACACCAGCUUGGCUCUGGCCCAGGAGAUGCGAGCAGCCAAACAGCAGCCGUUCAACUCCCAGCAUGCGGCACACAAGCUGCUAGCUCAGUCCUUCUCCACCCGCUGUGCCCUGGAGGGGCGGGCAGGUGCAGCCAUGAACAUCCCACGGCAGCAGCAGCUCUACCAGGGUCUGUUGCACCUGGAGGUGCCAGCAGGCGAGGUGCUAAACUGGGCCCUGCAGGAGAAGCUGGCACUCGUGCGCCCCCGCCCUGAGCUACCCAGGCAGGACCUAGCCCCCGACGGCCCUGACCCACGGAUGUUCUUCGAGCCCCAGCAGCUGCUCACCGAGACCCCUCACCUGGGCCCUGAGGGGCUGGGGCCCCUCCCACGGCCCCAGCCCCACAUCCGGCCCCUCAGCGCUGUCUUUCUCAUGUACCGCAAGUUCCGGCAGUGGGACCUCUAGGUGUGGGGCAGAGCCAGGGACUCAAGCUCUGCCUCCUUCCCAGGACUGGCUGGAUUGUGGGUAUACAGGGGAUCUCCUGUCAUCACUGCAGCCCCCGCCUCAAUAAAUUGCUGUCUCCUA
This is a messenger RNA of Alligator sinensis (Chinese alligator), 975 nucleotides long. It is a transcript of the gene PPP1R35, whose product is annotated as protein phosphatase 1 regulatory subunit 35. The transcript has 6 exons. Gene Ontology annotation, molecular function: phosphatase binding. Bases 1 to 855 code for a protein of 284 amino acids. The record is from RefSeq and is a predicted model, not a curated record. Gene Ontology annotation, biological process: negative regulation of phosphatase activity. NCBI's taxonomy places the organism in Eukaryota, Metazoa, Chordata, Crocodylia, Alligatoridae.